This is a messenger RNA of Hippocampus comes (tiger tail seahorse), 5429 nucleotides long. It is a transcript of the gene lrrfip1a, whose product is annotated as leucine rich repeat (in FLII) interacting protein 1a. The record is from RefSeq and is a predicted model, not a curated record. Gene Ontology annotation, biological process: regulation of transcription by RNA polymerase II. The coding region runs from base 432 to 5291 and encodes 1619 amino acids. NCBI's taxonomy places the organism in Eukaryota, Metazoa, Chordata, Actinopteri, Syngnathiformes, Syngnathidae. The transcript has 24 exons. Gene Ontology annotation, molecular function: RNA polymerase II cis-regulatory region sequence-specific DNA binding; DNA-binding transcription factor activity, RNA polymerase II-specific.
AAGGCAGCGUCACUGAGUGACGAUUGCAAGUGAAGUUCGUCCCCGCUACCGAGGUGUUCAACUUUCAACUCUACAACGCUUGAAUAAUUUUAAUGUUUUAAUUUGAGCGAAUUAUCUGGCCGGGAAGUAAACAACUGGGAAAGUAAGUUGCCUUCCCACGCGGGGAAGAUGCAGACAUUUGAAAUCGAUAUGGUGGCGACCCGCGCGUGAGAAGCUCCCGAAACACAGGAAGACGCGUGAACUACGGAUGUGUGACCGUGACGACGGCGGACGCGUUUUGUUUCAUGUCCUCGUCUGAAGUUGACGUGCUGGGCGACGACUAGUUCAGCUUCAGCCUCACCGAGGCUUCUUCUUGCUGUGGGGUGUACCGAACGCGAGCCCCCAGAACUGCCUUCGCGUGUGCUCGCAUACGUGCUCUCGUGGGUUCCAACAUGGGCACCCAGGGCGCAGGACGGAAAAGAAACAGCAACAAGGAGAGAUCCACGGCAGAGGACGAUGCCUUAAAUCUCAUCGCCAGAGAGGCUGAGGCCCGACUGGCAGCCAAGAGGGCAGCGAGGGCAGAAGCCAGAGAGAUCCGCAUGCGGGAACUUGAGAGGCAACAAAAAGAGAUCUUUCAGGUGCAGAAGAAGUAUUAUGGCUUGAAUCCCAAAUCAGAUGACAGAUCAGACAGCAAAUGGGGAGAUAUUGAGCAAUGGAUGGAGGACAGUGAGCGAUACUCACGCCCCUCACAGCCGCACACGCUUUCAGACGACGACGAACGCAUGUCUGUGGGAAGCCGAGGCAGCGCCAGGUCGGAUCUUGAUGUGGUUUACGGUGCCGGGAGCUCGUCGUCGCUCUCGCAUAAGUCCAAGAAGAAAAAGAAGCAUAAGCACAAAGAGAAGGAUAGGAACGGCCACGAUGAUGAGUACAGUGUUCUAUCCAGCCGGGCAUCGUACGCCUCGUCUGACUUGUACAGCCUCAAUGGUCUGCCCACCGGCCGGAAUCCGGGUUCAACUGGCUCCUACCAGAGCUCCUUAUACGAGGACGGUCUCUGCUCCGGGUCGCGGCGACUCUCCGGCUCCAACUUUGGCUCCCAUCCUCUCGAGUACAGCGGCUACCGCGGCUCCAACUCCAGAACUUCCAGCCGGGCCAAUUCUGCCCGUACCAGCCCAGCGGUGAGCCGUCCAGAUAGCCUGCCUGCAAGUCAUGAAAUGCAGCCGCUUGACAAUGCUGGCUCUGUCGCCAGUCUGUUCAGAAGCACUUCCAGUAGCAGAGGACUCCCCAGAGAUCUGGACGAUGUUACUAUUCCCGAUUUUUCUGACGUCGACGACAGGGAUUAUCUCGAGAAAGGUUCCCGAGCGGCUUCUGCGUUAACGGCGGCCACUCUCGCCUCCCUCGGCGGGACUUCCUCGCGGAGAGCAAGUGUAGAGACCGCCAUCACAGUCGAUGCCGAAACAGCAACGAGAGAAAUUAAGGAAAUUCAUGAACUGAAGGAUCAGAUCCAAGAUGUGGAGUCCAAGUACAAUCAGAACCUAAAAGAAGUCAAGGAGGCGUUAACAGAAGUGGAGGAGAAGUACCGCAAGGCCAUGGUGUCCAAUGCUCAGCUGGACAAUGAAAAAAACAACCUGAUGUACCAGGUGGACACACUAAAAGACUCACUGAUAGAACUAGAAGAACUCCUGUCCGAGUCGAGGCGGGAGUACGAAGAGAAGGUCAAGGACUUUGAACGCGAGAAACAUGCCCACAGUGUUCUUCAGUUCCAGUUCAACGAAAUGAAAGAGACGCUGAAACAAAGCGAGGAGCUGCUCAAUGAGAUCCGUCAGUUGCGUUUGAAACAGGAGAGUUUUGCUAGGGAAAUAUCGGAUCUACAAGAGACGGUGGAGUGGAAGGAUAAGAAAAUUGGGGCCUUAGAGCGUCAGAAAGAAUACACGGACGCAAUCCGAACUGAGCGAGACGAACUCAGAGAAGAGGUUGUGAAGCUGAAAGAUAUUCUAAAGAAACACGGAAUAGUACUCGGACCCGAUCUGAGCCUCAACGGCGAUACCAGUGAGACGGAAACAGACGUCGCCACCAGCGGCGGCGACGCGGCUCCCCAGCAGGCUCAGGCUUCGCCGACCUCCCCGUCGGAGGGCAACAGCAUGCUCGGAAGCUCAGAGGAGACUCAGUUGAGAAGUAGAGGAAAGGAAGAGGUGGAUCAAGAACAGCCUGGACAAGUGUUUGAGCAAGGCCAGAUGAGUCACCUGAGCGCCGAUAGGCUCUCGAAUGCUGAUGAGGCAUCAAGGCCCGUUCAUGAAAAUGACAGUUGCCUUAGCCAUGGCUUGCAGAUUGCGCUGGCAGUCACAACUGCCACGGAUCAAAUGGUUCUCAGGUCCACAGUUCAAGAAAACGCAACAAGUCCUGUGGAAACAGAUCCACAAAUCAACUCUGAUUUAGAGGAGACAGACGCACAAAUCAUUAAUAAUAUUGAAGAGAGCUCUGAUGACAUUAUUCAAACACAGCCAAACAAACACAAAACCAAUGAGGAAGGUCAUUUGACAAAGACAGAACCAUCGGUACAAACUGUGAAAGAAUUGCGUCCCCAAGAAGAUCAUGAAAAAAGUUGCCAAGUAGAUGUUCACAAGUCAGAAUCGGCUCACCAAGAAGUAGUAAAAGAUUCUGAACCAGGUCAACAAGUAGACGUUGUCGAUUUUGACUCUUGUCCUCAGGAAGACGUACAAGAAUCUGAAUCAUGUUCUGAACCUUGUCCCCAUGGACAAGGUGUUAAAGACCCAAAAUCUUGCCUCCAAGUAGUCAAAGAUUUUGAAUCAAAUUCCCACGAAGAAGACAUAAACGAUUCAGAUUUAUGUCGCCGAGUGGAUGCCCCAAAAUCGGAACCGUGUCCUGAAGAAGACAUGCACGAUUCUAAAUCCUAUCCUGAAGCAGAUGUCCAAGAUUUUGUCGACCUACAAGUUCCAGAAUUAUGUCUCCAAGUCAAUUCUGAUUUGCUUCCUCAAGAUGGUAUCCAAGGUUUGGACUCAGUUCCCCUAGUAGAUGUUCAAGAUUCUCAAUCUUGUCUUCAAGAAAAUAGAACUGAUAGCACACAUGUUGACUCAUGCCCCCAAUUAGAAGAUAUCAAAGAUUCUGAAUCAUUUCCCCAAGAGGAUAUUAAGUAUCCUGAACCAUGUCCCCAAGUACAGGUCAUCAAAGAUGCGGAAUCUAGUCUCCAGUUAGAUGUAAAAGAUUAUGAAUCACAUCCCCUCCAAGGAGACAGAAAAGAUCCAGAAUCUUCCGAAUCAUAUCCCCAAAAAGAAUGCACAAACGAUCCAGAAUCUUGUCUCCAAGUAGAUAUCAACGAUUCAGAAUUACAUUCCCAAGUGCUAGUUGCUGAAGAUUCUGAACCUGGUCUCCAAACAGUAGAUCCUGAGUCCAACACUGAGCCGCAGCAUGAAACUGCUGAGGCAAGCAGCGAUGAGGGAGAUAAAAAUGCCACCAAGCCGGCGGCACGUAAGACUGCUAAUGCACGUGGGAAAAAGAAAAAAAAGAAGAGGAGAGGCAAAAAGAAAGGAGGCUCCCUUGAGGAACAAAAUCACCAAGAAAAUGUGACUGCUCAUGCGAGCGUUCAGAUGGCAGGCGUGACAGAAGAUUUAGGAAAGGAUGAGUCUGCUGCAGGCUGUGGCAACGACGGUAACGCCGUUGAAUGCCUCCCUGAAUCAGUUGUCCAACGAGUAGAUGCAUCUGACCCGGUGGAUCACACGGAAACCUCAAAUGAUCCCACGGAAUCCACAGUGGAGCAAACGGUCAAUCCGAAUGAGCCCAACGUACAGCAUUUGGACACUGGAAAAGUACAGAUCCCUCAACCGGAGGCCCCCACGGAGACUUUUUCUCUCACUUCGCCACUCGUUCAGACAAAAACGGAUCAUGAUGGAGAAGAAAGUUUGGAUUCUGCGGAUGUGCGGGAAGGAUGCGUUCAGGGGUCGGAGCCAGAGCCGAGUCACAGUGGCGCUGAUCUUCUUUUGGAGAGUUGUGACAAGGACUCCGUUUUAGAGGAGACCACGACGGUUGACAUUUCAGGCCACGGUGACACAAGUUCAUCAGGUGUUGUCCAUAGUGAACGUGAAACAAGUUCUGAAACUACAAACUAUAAUAAAGAAAACUUGGUAGCCAUGUUAGAAGUUGAAAGCCAUGGUGAAACAGCUCACUUUGAAGCUCCUGAAAGUCAGAAUCCGAUGUCUGUGAUGUCACCGUCGGAGCCGGCUGUUGGGGUAAUUCCUGAUACCUAUGAGGAUUUUGAGAACGCUUUGGAACAGAAAACUUUGCCAAACCAAGAAGAUAAGGAGCCGGAAGCAGAGUGCGAGUACAGAUUCAGCGAGCAAAAUCAACACGUGUUGGAAAAUGAGCAGUUGUUCGAUUUAGUCAAGAUGGAGAAUUCCUUGUGCGACCUUGACAAUGGAGAGAUAGUCUUGGAGACUCAGGCCGAAGCGAUUGCUGACAAACAGACAUUGCCGUGCGAAGAGCGUGCUGACGCUACCUCAGACACCGAGGUUCAGACCCCAGAGUCCGAGAACACCAGAUGUGAAGUCAGUCUUGAAAAAUGUGCUCCUGCAGAGGAGCAUGAGCAGCGUGAAAGCAGUCAAGGUGACCGGGAAGUCCCUCCUCUCGACACCUACCGACAGGACAGGGAGGAGGAUGUUGAGGAUGAAGAUGAGAAAGGGCAGUCCUUUGACUUUGAUGACAUGGAUAUAGACGAAGCCAUAGAGAUGGAAACGCUCGAAAAUCCGCAGCAGAAGGAAGUUGAGCUGGGAACUGAAGAAGUCCUGUUCAAUGAAUUAAAUACCGAUCGCGACAGUCAUGCCGAAGAGCAAAAGGAUAGAGAGGCGUGUACGCGUGACGCCACACCAGAAAAUCCAGAGCAGCCGGGCGUUGACGUGGCUGUUGAAGUCCUGCCAGAUGAAUCCAGUAACAAUAAUAACUGUAACAUUGAAGAGCCAAAGGACAGCGAGGCUGGCACAUACGUCGCCACGCCAGAUCACAUUUUGGUUGAAGUGGAAUCCGCACCUGAACAUUUGGGAACUGUAGACAACAUGAACGAACAAAGCCACGUGAAGGACAAUAGCGAGUCUUCCAAUACCGGAGUACCAGAAACCACGGACAUAGACCAUAUCCCACCUGAAGCUUCGCCUUUAGUGGUAGAAGCAUCGGUUGCCGUUGAGAACCGGCGAGAUUUAAGCGCGACCCUCGGCAACCGAGAGACGCCGCUCUCUGGAAAAGAUGGGAAGAAAAAUGGAAAGAAGGGCAAGAGCAAGGGCAGAGAAGACUGCAAGAGAUUCGUCUGAGGAAACUAGUGGACGAGCGUGAAAAAAUGAUCGAGCAGAUGAAGAAGCUCAAAGCUCAAGUGGACCAGAAAAGCCAGAAAAAUGGCACCGAUGGCAGUUGGAGUGCAGAGAGUGAACCUUUGGAAAACGGCAAUGAUC